Molecule: messenger RNA, 276 nt
Organism: Penicillium antarcticum
Lineage: Eukaryota; Fungi; Ascomycota; Eurotiomycetes; Eurotiales; Aspergillaceae
Exons: 2
Coding region: 1-276 (91 amino acids)
Source: RefSeq, a predicted model, not a curated record
AUGUUCAAGACCACUAUCAACUCACUCAUUCUUAUAAUCAAGGUGAGAUGCGAGAGCGCUGGGAUGCUCAGUGUGGACCUAACCAAGUUGAAAGAGGAGUGUCUUGUUCCACUUCAAGGAAAUCAGGGUAAUGAGUACUAUGAGAUUUGGUAUGAUGUACGCAUGGAAUUACAUGGCCGGAAUCUCAAAGUUUCUCUCGUCUAUCCGCCAGGCAAAGAGACGCAAAGCUCUCUCGAGAUUUGCAUUGCAGCAUCAUUUAUCCCCGGCACGGAAUGA